Hibiscus syriacus is the source of this 2374-nucleotide messenger RNA. RefSeq lists its product as uncharacterized. The transcript is spliced from 12 exons. Bases 426 to 2285 code for a protein of 619 amino acids. Lineage: Eukaryota; Viridiplantae; Streptophyta; Magnoliopsida; Malvales; Malvaceae. The record is from RefSeq and is a predicted model, not a curated record.
AGUUAAACUAGGGAGAGAUAAUUUCCUCCUUGCAAAAGCUAAAGGAUUUAUAAAUUGCCUUGAGUGAAGUUAGUACCUUGGAGAAAAGGGAAAGAAACACUGCCCAUUGCCCAAAAGCCAAAAAAGUCUCAUAUUUUCUGAGCCUUAUUAGUGGGGUUUUUUAAUGCAAACGCAAUAUCAGUCCUCUGCUAAGUUUCAGGACAUUUUAAGCAGCAAAAUGAUCAGUUUUUAUUAGUAGCUCCUGGAAGUCCCAGUACUCUUGAAAAUGCAAUAAGACAAGUUUAGUCUUGGAGUCCAAUCACGGGUCUCUGCGUAAAAACAUUUCUUCUCUGCCCCUCUCUCUCUACAAUUGUUUACCUACUCCGUCUUCCUCAGAACCCUUUUCUUGGUCUUCCCCGUAAUAUUCUUUUAGAGACUAAACUGUGAUGGGAUUUCAAGGCAGCGCAGAAAGUAAAAUGUUGGGAUUGAGAGUGACAUCAUCAAGGCACAAGCGAUCAAAGAGCUUUCCUGGAAAGAAAAGAGUUGAGGAAGAUAGCUUGGAUAAUUCUCCUGAAGCAUCAAAUCGUAUAAAGCUGGAUAUGGAGCACCUGAAGGACUCUGUUAAAACUCAGAAGAAACAAUCUCCCGCUCCCAGCACCGAGGUCCAAAAGUCUUUGAAGCAAGAGAUUUUACAGCUUGAGAAAAGGUUACAAGAUCAAUUUGAGGUUCGCCGUGCAUUGGAAACAGCAUUGGGUUAUAGAACUUCUUCCCAUGAAGACAGAAAUGAAACAUCAGUGUCCGUAACUAAGCCAGCUGCCGAGCUAAUCAAGGAAAUUGCCUUGUUGGAAUUGGAAGUUGUAUAUUUGGAACAGUACCUUCUCUCGUUGUAUAGGGAAGCCUUUGAUCAACAAGUGUCUUCUACAUCGCUGUCUAAAAGGUGUGAAAGGAUUAAAACACCAACAGAUUCACCAAGAGGGAGAUUUCCGAAAGUUUCCAAACCUGAUGAUGCAUCAAAAGUUGAAAAUUCAGCUCUACGGUCUGGUUACCUUGACAAUUCAUGCAAAGCGCCUUGUGGCUUUGGAGAAGAAAAACUAUCAGAUUCUGGUGUUCACCGAUGUCAUUCCUCACUAUGUCAACAUUCAGUAUAUUCAAGUAGAGUCGUACCUCCAGAAGAGAACUUGGCUAAAGCCAUACGGACCUGUCAUUCACAACCUUUGUCCAUGAUGGAGUAUGAGCAGAACACAUCGAAUGUAAUCAGUCUGGCUGAACAUCUUGGCACUCGCAUUUCUGACCAUGUUCCAGAGACCCCAAACAAGCUUUCUGAGGAUAUGAUCAAGUACAUGGCUGCUAUAUAUUGCAAGCUUGCAGAGCCACCGAUCCAAAACAGAUUAUCAUCUCCCAAUUCAUCCACAUCAUCAGUCAAUGCCUUUUCCCCACCGGAACAGCAUGACAUGUGGAGUCCGGGGUUCGGAAAUAAUUCCUCUUUUGAUGUACGAUUAGAUAACCCUUUCCAUGUGGAAGGACUUAAAGAGUUUAGUGGACCAUAUAGCACUAUGGUUGAAGUGUCACGGAUUUUCAGAGAUAGUCAGAAACUAAGUGAUGUUGAACACUUGCUACAAAACUUCAGGUCACUUAUCUGUCGACUGGAAGAAAUUGAUCCUAGGAAGUUGAAACAUGAAGAGAAGCUGGCUUUUUGGAUAAACAUACACAAUUCAUUAGUGAUGCAUGCUUUUCUGGCUUAUGGUGUCCCACAAAACAAUGUGAAGAGACUCUUUCUACUGUUGAGGGCUGCAUAUAACAUCGGGGGUCACACCAUCAGUGCAGAUACAAUACAGAGUACCAUCCUUGGAUGUCGUAUAUCUCGUCCUGGACAGUGGAUUCGGCUAUUACUCUCUUCAAGGACAAAGUUUAAAUCUGGAGAUGAAAGGCAGGCAUAUGCAGUUGAACAUCCGGAACCUCUUUUACACUUUGCCCUUAGCACGGGAAAUCAUUCUGAUCCUGCGAUACGUGCCUACACACCAAAGGGAGUAUUUCAGGAGCUGGAAACUGCAAAAGAAGAGUACAUCCGUGCCACAUUUGGUGUCCGCAAAGACCAGAAAAUUCUGUUACCUAAAAUUGUAGAGUCGUUUGCAAAGGAUUCUAGGUUGUGUCCGGCUGGUGUCACCGAAAUGAUCCAGCAAUCUUUACCCGAAUCACUUCGUAGGAGCUUUAAAAAAUGUCAACUAGGAAAACCACGCAAGAGCAUAGCAUGGAUUCCUCAAAAUUUUACCUUUAGGUAUCUAAUAUCCAAAGAACUACUAAGAUGAGUUGCCUGUAUGCAGGUGUUUCGGCAUGAUGCAGUUUCCAAGUAUUUCCAUUUUGGAAGAUUUCAGAUUUUUGCUUGUACAAAGUUGAA